CGGAUCCAUUUUGUCCUCAACAAUGGAAGAUGAGAUGGCAAACGAGUGUAUGGACCUUUCCUUCCAGCUUAUGCCCUUCACCCAGCCAGAGCCCUCCUGAGUCUGUCGAUGAAGACCAACAUCACAACAUUUCGGGAGGGCACAUGCCCGGAGCCCAUUGAAUUGGGAGUGGACACUUUUCAGUGCCCAUUGUGCCAGACGGUAGGGCCAUACCACGCCCUAAUUCCCCAUUUACAAGGCCACCAGUGGUCAGUUGUUAAAUAUAGAGGUAAUGCUGCUAAUCCAUGCGUGAUAUCGCCAUCCUACCACAAAUGGGCACCUUGGAUUGGACCACGCACAAGGGCAAGCAACUUGUUAUUAAACACAGAAUACCAGAAGGGUCAAGGCAGCAAGCGGGCAAACCCUGCAGAUGAAGCCGAAAUGGAUAUAUCCGCGGACAGAUUGAUCAACGAAAAAACGAACUUGAAGGUUGACGCGGUACGAAACCUGGUCAAACAGUGUGGCCUUGAGUCAACGGGUUCCAAAAUGGAUCUUGUCAUCAGGUUGAAAGACCAGAUGAAAAGCUGCAGUGCUUUUGACAAGGUCUUUCAAAAAGUAUUGGGUGCAUCUGGCUAACACCAGUGAUGCAAAAGACUGCUUGAGGAAAAUUGCUUUGGUACCCGAACUUCAUGGCUGGGUGAAUUCUCAGACCCUGGCUGACAUUCAUAAAAUCUCAUCAGCAGACAUCACACUGGAUUCAUCUGGAAAGGCCAUAAUGGUGCAAUUGUUCAGGGAAAUGUGAGGCCAUGACAAUCAUUUCAUGGCUAAAGUCCUGCAGAGCCUCAUGGAGUGUAAAGGGUCGUCAUCCGCUUCAGGAGCAGCUGGUAAACAGAUCAAUUAUGUCCUUGAUGUUACAAGACCUGGAAAUGAGCUCAUCAUCAAAGACGGACCAACUUGCCUUUCCAGAAGUGACAUCUUGACCAUGGGACUUCAGAGAGAAAUGGACGCAAUGGUAGGAAUGGGUGCCUCAGGCUUGUCCGGGAGAUGGCAAAUAUGCAGGGAAGGGAUGUUUUUGUUGCAGAUCUACAUGUCACCCCAACAUGGCUCCCUCCCACCAACUGCGAUCCCCUGCUCCAUUUCCCAAAAGAUGCUGACCAGAAAGAUGCCCUCAUCAUCCCUCUGUGGAUUCCAGGGCAUUUUCUUCUGAAUAGGUGUUGCACAGCAGAUUGCUAUGGGAGCCUGGAUGGAGAAGACUGCUCUGGAUUUGGAGGGUGUUCCUAAGCAGACACAUGGAAAUGAUUAUGGUGUCUUCAUGAUAAUGGAUGACAUGUGUCUCCUGAGAAGAUGGUGGUGUAUUGUCCUAUUAGAAAACCUUGGGCUGGAAGGGUACGGAAGGAAGUCUGCCCAUUUUACAGAAGAAGGAAAGGCAACCCUUCGUGACAAUGUACCACCGGUAUUCAGGAUCACACGAAAAAGAAAACACGAAAGCAGCACCAUGAGUCCACAGGACACCGACCCUGCCACCGACCACAUUUACAGUAAGAGGCCUUACAGCAUUCCACCCAGAGAGCAGGUUAAUGACAAUAAUGACAGCAUGGACCAACAUGAUGUGGUCACCACAACCAGAGACGUUGGGAUCCUGAGUGAAGACGCAUCUUUCGACAGGCUUGUGGAAAGGGCUCAGCAAGCUGAACACCAUAGAAGAGUCACUAGUGACCUUCUUGUAACGUUCAUCACUCAGGAUAACAGCCUACUCCAACAUCUUGAAGUGGUCAUCGCAGGAAAACUUACAUCCUCCUGGGCAACAUCAAAGGGCAGGGUGAUAAUUUUCUUUGAGGAGGAUGAGCAGCUGGACAGAGUGCUGGGCUUCUUGACAAGCCUGGUUGAAGCACAGACAACCAGAUGUCACAAUCAAGUGGCAUUUGUUAUGGAUGUGCUUCUGCCAGAGGCAACAGUCCACGCCCUUUCAACUGUCCAUGCAUUUUCCAUUGACAGAGCCAUGGAAAUGUAUAAAUGUGGACUGCAGUAUGACUUGAGUGAGAAACGGCUGUUGGCUCAUUACAUGGAAAAAAAACAUGAGCAAGGAGGCACUACAGCAACUACAAAAAUAUGCUGAAAAACUCAGAAGAGCGCUGGACUCUGAGGAGUUUUUGAAGAGGCUGUAGUAUCUAUGUAUGUAGGAUGAAUAAAAAAAAAAGUCUAAAGUCUAGAAUCAUAAAUAUGUUGUGGAGGUGAGUGUGGUCGGGGCAAAGCUGCAGGAGAGAGAGAGGUGGAGAGCGCUCAGGAGAGCAGAGCCAGGUGAGUGAUUGACAGAGCUGACACCCACUUACUAAUCACUCACUCCCUUUAAAUGCAGUAGCGGCUGGACCUCAGAUGGCAGAGGCAUGAGAGAUGCACUGGAGAGCAGACUGAAAGCAGGGGAGCAGUACGGGAGCAGGAGAACAGGAGGAAAAGACGAGACGCACGAGCCGCGUUCAGCCCCAGGCUGCAUGAUUGUGUGGUGGGGUUAAAAAAAAUAAAAGAACCCUAAACUCCAGUACUGUGUGUGUGUGUUUGGCUCAUACGUUAAGAACUCACGGUAGCCUGGAAGAGGGUUACAUAUGUGAAAUGAGAAUGUUUUUUUUAUUGACAAUAAAAGUUGUUGCUGGCUGUUU
Messenger RNA from Epinephelus fuscoguttatus (brown-marbled grouper), 2633 nucleotides. RefSeq lists its product as uncharacterized. The record is from RefSeq and is a predicted model, not a curated record. NCBI's taxonomy places the organism in Eukaryota, Metazoa, Chordata, Actinopteri, Perciformes, Serranidae. The transcript has 21 exons. Bases 1211 to 2095 code for a protein of 294 amino acids.